Molecule: messenger RNA, 1089 nt
Organism: Aspergillus udagawae
Lineage: Eukaryota; Fungi; Ascomycota; Eurotiomycetes; Eurotiales; Aspergillaceae
Exons: 1
Coding region: 1-1089 (362 amino acids)
Source: RefSeq, a predicted model, not a curated record
AUGUCCAUACCUAUUCGACUGUUCGACGGAGACGUCAUACUCAACAUUGACAGGACCCCUAUCGCCUUCGAUGAAGCCACUCGUACUCUGUACAAUCGAGCUAUUACCAACCCCUCCUCCCUUACAGACGAAGAGCGAAGAAUAAUCACCCGCCGCCCACCGCCAGAAGAGGAGGAUUCUCUCUGUCGCGGGCGCUGUGGACAAAGCCUGUCUGAACUUGUCAAAAAGGCCAUCGAAAACGGAGACUCUUUAACCUACAAAGAAUCUGUAAUAAUAGCCGCUGGGGUCGACUCUGCCCAGAACGAGAGACUCUUACAUGAAGCGGCGCGGCUCAGUGCCGCCGAUCGCGAACUCUUGCAGAGAGCCAUGGCCGCAGCUACCACAGAGGAGAUGAAACGCGCGCAGGAGAGCGCCCGUAACAUCAUGAAAAGAUGGGGAAACAUCCAGAGCGAGGCGUCGAAAACCCUGAGCGACGAUGAUGUCCGGAAUAUUCGGUUUGCUUUACGUGUCCCAUGGCAGGAGCAUGUUCUAUCUCAAACCCAGAUGGCAAUCUGUGGGCUUCUGAUUUUCUUCCCGAGAAAUAUGCCCGAGUGGCCGUCAUUCAAGGAGCAAAUCGACACGGCUGUUUAUCAUGGAUUACAUUCUAGGCCGCAGGUUAUCAAUGAGGAGAUUAUGGCGAAAUUUACUCUUCAUUUUAGUAAUGUAUCUGAUGAUGGUGAUAAUAAUGUUGCUGCUCUUCAAUCUCGGUUUCUCUCCAUGCGUGAUGGAGGCGAGCUCCCCCAGGGCCUGCGAUUGGAUGCCUUUCUGUAUGUGGAUGAGGAGGCCAUACAAUCUCGAGAUGCAGCAAGACCAUUUGUUUGGCUUUUGGAGCCAGGUGAGACGGCAAGACCGCUCAAGGUGCAUAUUAAACACAUUGCGCCGACGUUGUUUGCUCGCCUUACGCAGCGAGAUCUUUCUCCAGCAGAAGCAAGACGUCGGCCGUAUCGACAUACAUCUGAGCUGGAGAUGCUUCACAGAGCGGCAGCUUGGUCAAAGGAUGCAAACGGGGUGGUAGAUGGGAUUUGGCCGCCUCCUGCUCGCUAUAUGUGA